Hippocampus zosterae (dwarf seahorse) is the source of this 1350-nucleotide messenger RNA. Its product is annotated as putative pre-mRNA-splicing factor ATP-dependent RNA helicase DHX16. Gene Ontology annotation, molecular function: RNA binding; ATP binding. Gene Ontology annotation, cellular component: intracellular anatomical structure; catalytic step 2 spliceosome. NCBI's taxonomy places the organism in Eukaryota, Metazoa, Chordata, Actinopteri, Syngnathiformes, Syngnathidae. The record is from RefSeq and is a predicted model, not a curated record.
AUGCUACAGAUGAUUCCCGUCCUCGCGUCCCGAAAAGCAUUGCCAAUCUGGGCCUACCGAUAGCAUAUCCUCUCUCUCAUCCGGGACAACCCCGUGACAAUUCUAGUCGGAUAGACCGGCAGUGGAAAGACCACGCAGCUGCCACAGUUCGCAUUCUAGGCAGGAUACGCAACGACGGUGAUCGCCUGCACCCAGCCGAGGAGGGUGGCCGCUAUCAGUGUGGCUACUCGAGUGGCACAGUAGAUGGGCUGUUAGCUCGGGCAGGAGGUCGGGUACUCUAUCCGGUUUGAAGACAAGACAAGCGAGUCCACGGUCAUAAAGUAUAUGACAGACGGGAUGCUUAUAAAAGAACUGUCCCGCAACCCGAUGCUCUCGAACUUCUCACUGCUUAUAGUGGAUGAGGCCCAUGAAAGGUCACUGCAUACUGACAUCCUCCUCACUUUGCUCAAAGAUCUGCUCAAAGCCAACCACAAUUUAAAACUUGUUAUUUCAAGCGCGACUUUGCAGGCUGAUAAAUUUUCUGCUUUUUAAGGCGCGCCUUUGAUUAACGUGCCAGGACGGAGGUUCGAAGUAGACAUAUAUUACGCUCCUUGCUCCGGAGCGGACUACCUCGAGGCAGCGAUCAUCACAAUCAUGCAAAUCCAUGUGACUCAGUAGCCCCGGCGACAUCCUCUGUUCUUGACAGGCCAGGAGGAAAUCUAAACUUGUCUAGAGACGCUUACAGCAAGAGUCAAGAGUCUCGGAACAGGCGUGCUGGGAAUGCUGGUCCUGCCGAUCUACUCUGCCCUGCCUGUCGAACUACGAAAAAAGAUAUUCCAGCCGACCCCCCGCAACGCCAGGAAGGUCGUGCUUGCCACCAACAUCGCUGAGACAAGUAUAACAAUCGAUGGUAUAGUGUUCGUAGUGGACUGCGGGUUGGUCAAGCAAAACACAUAUAACCCAAAGACCGCAGAAUCUCUCGUGGCCACCCCAAUCUCCAAAGCCUCUGCUAACCAGAGAGCAGGCCGGGCUGGCCGUGUCAGUGCUGGGAAAUGCUUCCGGCUGUACACCACAUUUCACAUACCAGCAUGAGCUCUAGGUAGCACUGUUCCCGAAAUUAAAAGGACCAACCUGUCCAGCGUGGUACUGCUUUUAAAAAGUUUGGUGGACAACCUCGUAGAAUUUGAUUCAUGGACCCUUCCCAACCACCAGCUGCUGGUCAAGGCACUUGAACAGCUUUAUCAACGCGCGCUUAAUGAAAAAGGGGAACUGACUGCCCUCGGGCGCAAUAUGAGCGAAUUUCCAGUCGACCCCCUCCUGGCGAAGUUAUUCUGUCGGGAUAACAGCAUCGAUGUGUGCAACAGGCGCUAG